CUAUAUAAACCCCCCUCCCCCCACUCGUUCACUCGCACUCCCGAGCAUCCUCUCUCUGCGUCGUUGUCCUCUGCGCCCUCUCUGCUCGCGUCGCCACGGGCGAUCUCCUCCUCCUCAAGGUUGCUUGAUUAUCGUUGUGCGUCAUGGCUACAGGGCAACUUUUCUCGCGAAGUACUCAAUCAUUAUUCUAUAACUAUAAGCAACUUCCCAUUCAAAGGAUGCUUGACUUUGACUUUCUUUGUGGGAGGGAAACACCUUCUAUUGCGGGAAUAAUCAAUCCUGGUUCUGAAGGGUUUCAGAAACUCUUUUUUGGUCAGGAAGAAAUUGCCAUUCCUGUUCAUUCCAGUAUUGAAGCAGCCUGUAGUGCACAUCCAACUGCUGAUGUGUUUAUAAAUUUUGCAUCAUUUCGGAGUGCAGCUGCCUCUUCCAUGUCUGCUCUCAAACAACCAACAAUUAGAGUUGUAGCUAUUAUAGCUGAAGGUGUUCCGGAAUCGGACGCAAAGCAGCUUAUUGCUUAUGCACGAGCUAAUAACAAGGUCAUUAUUGGACCUGCCACUGUUGGGGGAAUCCAAGCUGGAGCUUUUAAGAUUGGUGACACUGCUGGAACUCUUGACAAUAUAAUCCAUUGCAAGCUUUACAGACCUGGAUCCAUUGGAUUUGUGUCUAAAUCGGGUGGCAUGUCAAAUGAGCUUUAUAACACAAUUGCACGUGUGACAGAUGGAAUAUAUGAAGGCAUUGCCAUCGGAGGAGACGUAUUUCCAGGGUCAACUCUUUCAGAUCAUGUCUUGCGAUUUAAUAACAUUCCCCAGGUCAAAAUGAUGGUUGUUCUAGGGGAACUUGGUGGAAGAGAUGAGUACUCCCUAGUAGAGGCCUUGAAAGAAGGAAAAGUUCAUAAACCAGUUGUUGCUUGGGUUAGCGGUACCUGUGCACGGCUCUUCAAAUCUGAAGUGCAGUUUGGACAUGCUGGAGCCAAAAGUGGCGGCGAGUUGGAAUCUGCACAGGCUAAAAAUCAGGCAUUAAGGGAAGCUGGAGCUGUUGUCCCGACUUCAUAUGAAGAUCUCGAGAGUGCAAUCAAAGAGACUUUUGAGAAAUUGAUUGAGGAAGGAAAGAUUACCCCCGUAUCUGAAGUCACACCACCUCAAAUUCCUGAGGAUCUCAAUAUUGCGAUCAAAAGUGGGAAGGUCCGGGCUCCAACACACAUUAUCUGCACAAUAUCUGAUGAGAGAGGUGAAGAACCAAGCUAUGCUGGCGUACCUAUGUCUACAAUUGUCGAAGAGGGCUAUGGUGUUGGUGAUGUUCUCUCUCUUUUGUGGUUCAAACGUAGUCUUCCCCGCUAUUGUACACAAUUCAUUGAGAUUUGCAUCAUGUUAUGUGCUGAUCAUGGCCCUUGCGUCUCUGGUGCUCAUAACACUAUAGUCACAGCCAGAGCUGGAAAGGAUCUGAUCUCUAGCUUGGUGUCAGGAUUAUUGACAAUUGGUCCUCGGUUUGGGGGUGCAAUCGACGAUGCUGCCCGAUACUUCAAGGAUGCCUAUGACAGAGGUCUCACUCCUUACGAGUUUGUUGAAGGUAUGAAAAAGAAGGGUAUCCGUGUGCCAGGGAUUGGACACAGGAUCAAGAGCAGAGACAACAGAGACAAGAGAGUGCAGCUUUUGCAGAAAUAUGCGCACACUCAUUUUCCUUCCGUAAAGUACAUGGAAUAUGCUGUUACAGUUGAAACUUACACUCUCUCAAAGGCAAAUAACUUAGUCCUGAAUGUCGACGGUGCAAUUGGAUCUCUUUUUCUCGAUCUUCUGGCUGGAAGUGGAAUGUUCAGUAAACAAGAGAUUGAUGAGAUUGUUGAGAUUGGAUAUCUAAAUGGACUCUUUGUACUGGCACGUUCAAUUGGUCUGAUUGGGCAUACUUUUGAUCAGAAGAGACUAAAACAACCGCUGUACCGCCACCCAUGGGAGGAUGUUCUUUACACAAAGUGAUUGGUCUUCACUACUUGCGUCAGACAUCAUUUUGUUUGCCGCCAUUUCUGCUGCAUUUCCAUGUCAUUAUUGUCUCCAUAGGGGCCUUCAAUCUGCGACUCUUUGAGUGCGACAACUUGAAGUGUUCAUCAUCUUUCUCUUAGAUGGUUCAUCUAUAUGUAUUAUUAACAAAAAUAUCUUCUAUGUAGUGUUAGGGAUUUGCAAUUUGCAAACAAGUUGAAACAUAAUAAUCAUGGAAUCUGGAGAAAUUUCUGUCUGCUCGCGCGCUUUCACUGGUUCUCCAGGACAACAAAAAAAGGAAGAGAUUUAAACAUUUUCUGAA
Molecule: messenger RNA, 2292 nt
Organism: Ananas comosus (pineapple)
Lineage: Eukaryota; Viridiplantae; Streptophyta; Magnoliopsida; Poales; Bromeliaceae
Product: ATP-citrate synthase beta chain protein 1-like
Exons: 17
Coding region: 144-1970 (608 amino acids)
Biological process (GO): acetyl-CoA biosynthetic process; tricarboxylic acid cycle; fatty acid biosynthetic process
Cellular component (GO): cytosol
Molecular function (GO): ATP citrate synthase activity
Source: RefSeq, a predicted model, not a curated record